AAAUACAUCAGCUUACCUACCUACCUACCUACUUACCUACUUAUCAUUGUACUACUUAAACGGAUUUAAAAUGUGAUAUAUAUUCUUAUGUCGUUUAUCAUUGUGAACUAAUUCUAAUGAAUUAUUUGGGUCGUUUAAUUUCAAGUGCUCAUCAAUAUUAUAAAAAUAUCAAUGUAGCUAAUUUAACUGGUGCUAUUGAUGUGAUUGUUGUAAAAAAUAAAAAUGGUGAAUAUCAAAGUACACCAUUUUAUGUAAGAUUUGGAAAAAUGGGAGUGUUAUAUCCACAAUCACAUGUGGUUGAUGUAUGUAUUAAUGGACAGCCAAGACCAGAUAUAUGCAUGCAUGUUGAACCGACAGGUUAUGCUUAUUUCGAUAAUGAGGAAUGUAAACUUAAAACGGAAGAUAAAGAAGUGUUACUUAGAAGCAAUGAAGAAUUACAAACUUGGACACAAAAUGAGAAUGAUCAUAUUGAUUGUGUUACAAAUGAAUCAAAUACUGAACAAUUGGAAAAUGUUUUUGAAAUAGAUAUUCAAGUUAUUCCGAAUGGUGACAAUUCAAAACCCAUAAAUAACUCGUCUGAAUUCCAGUCAAAAUCCACAGACGUUAUUCCAACUAUUGACAAAGGAAGUUCAUCAAAUAAUAUUGAAGAACUGGAUAAAGAAAAUACAGAAAAGGUCACCCUAAAAGAUUUAAUUCAAUAUCUUCAAGAUACAAAUCAUUGGCCAAAUGAAUUCUAUAUUUAUCGUCUUCUAAAUAAAUCUAAUCCUAUUAAUAAUCAAUUAAAUAAAGAUAAAUUGGACAAUAAAACUACACAAUUAAACAUGUAUCCAAGUAAUGCAUUCAAUAAUGUACAAAAAAAUCAAUCAACACGUUCUAAAUUUUUCCGUAAAAAAUCAUCUAUCAAUUGUGAAUUAUUAUAUCCGGAAGAUUUUCUUAAAUUAGAUACUGAUAAAAUAUCAUUCAAUUCUAUAUGGAUUGUAUGGUCUGAUAAAUGUAUGUUAGCUGAAACAGCUGCUUUAAUAUUAUUGAAACAUUUAUCACAGACUGAAAAAAAUAUUCGGUUAGAAAAAGAUGCUUUACAUCCAGCAUAUAAUAUUAUACUUCAACAACAUAAACGCGAUCGUGGCUCAGAAUUCCCAUUGAUGAAUUCAUCAUUUAAUGAAACAACUGAUGAUUAUGAGACAGAAAUACAAACUAAUCAAUCGAAUACAAUCAACUCUAGUAGUUCUAGUAGUUGGCUAUGGUGGAGAAAACGAAAACAAACUAAUCCAAGUGAUAUUAGUUCAGAUUCUGGUUCACAAGAUUUAACUUAUCAAGAUUUAUCACAUCAACAUUCUUCUGUACAAUCAAUGCUAGCUCCAAUUGAUCUUGGUAUAUCAAGUCCAGUUUUAAUUCAAGAAGAAUUUGAUCAAGAGAAUUAUGGACGUCCUUACAAUCUGCCUAAAAGUGAAUUGUUAAAUGCACCAACUACUGCUAAAAUUCCUUUACAUUCUUCAGCAAUCGAUGUAAGAUGUAGUAAAACACCAGAUCCUUCACAGACAUCAUCUCCUGAAGAGGCAGGAUAUUUCUCGGAUGAUAAUCAAAGUAAUAAUGCUUAUCAUAAAAAAACAACUGCUAAUAUUGAGUCGAGGAGUUCAAUUCAACAAGCAAAUCGUUUAACAUCUCAACAGCUUAAAAGCCUUAAUUUACACAAAGGUGCAAAUGAAGCGGUUUUUUCUGUUGUCAGUAAAUAUCAAGGUACUUGUCAAUGUGCUUGUUUUAUAUAUCUAUGGGAUUGGUCUGAUAAAAUUGUAAUAUCAGAUAUUGAUGGAACAAUAACAAAAUCAGAUUGGUUAGGACAAUUGAUGCCAUUGGUUGGAAUGGAUUGGACUCAUCAUAAUAUAGCUCAAUUAUACAAUAAAAUAGCUAAUAAUGGAUAUAAAUUUAUUUAUUUAUCUUCUCGUCCUAUUGGUCAGGCUAGAGCAACAAGGAAGUUUCUUUAUACCAUUCAACAAGAUAAUUAUCGUCUACCAGAUGGUCCAAUACUUUUAUCACCAUUUUCUGUUCUGGAAGCAUUCCGCAAAGAAGUAAUUGCAAAACGAGCAGAUGAAUAUAAAAUUGAAUGUCUUCGUGAAGUAUGCAAUUUAUUUAUUGGUGAUAAACUUAAUCAUCAAAAUGAAGAUGAAGAAGAUAGUAUUCCAUUUAUGGCUGGAUUCGGAAAUCGACCAACAGAUAUAGCAACUUAUAAAGCAAUUGGUUUACAUGAUCAUCAAAUAUAUACAGUUGAUUAUUUAGUCCUACAGGAGGUCAGUCGCGGCUCGGAUAGCUCAGUGGUAACGUCUCUGAUUGUGAAGCUGGGUGACACGGGAUCGAAUCCGCCAGGGAGUACCAGUUCCCUCAACAUUACAGGUACACCUUGCUGACCAGUGCCAAGUAACAUGAAACCUGGGUUCAGGGUUUCCUAUCGACUACCUCCAACCACCAUCUAACGUACUGAUUUGUUUAUUUAGGUGAAUGAAUUUUUUAUUGAUGAUUACCACCGGGUGACUUUCUUCUUUUCUUGAUAUGAAUUUUAGAGUAUAUAUAUAUAUAGACCAUAUUUGAGAUGUUUACAGGGUUAAUAAGAGAAAAAAGGAAUGAAAAUAGCUGUUAUGUGGGAUUUAGAAUUAUUGUUAAUCUUCAAAACAGAUGAAUCCGAUGUUUGAUAGGUCAUUUUGAGGAUAGGAAGCUUGAAAGUUUACUAUUCACCUGUAACACUAGUAAUAGGUGGUUAUGUAUUAUGAUGGACUGACUGUAAUUAUAGGAGCAGUGGUGUGCGAGAUAACCCGAGUACUGAUUAUUCCACCUAGAUUGGGCCUAUAUAGGAUCAAUGAUCUUCGAUCAGUCAAUCAUUAAAUAACAGUGAAACAAAAGCCAAGAUCAAUCCUUAACAUCUUUUGAUCCAGAAUGCAGUUCUCUCAUGUUUGCUUAUCGGGUAGCCAGAUUAGAACUCUAAAAAAGCAAGUAGAUAGCUUUUAUUUGUACAGAUCAAUUUUAUGACUCAACUCACAAUAAUACAGAGUAAACUGUUGACCAUACACUAAUAUAAAUAUAAAUUACAAUAUAUUCAUAACUACACGUAUAAGUGAAAGAAACAGUUCCAUCCGUAAUUAGGAAUAACUUGAG
Messenger RNA from Schistosoma intercalatum, 3144 nucleotides. The record is from the annotation of a GenBank genome assembly. NCBI's taxonomy places the organism in Eukaryota, Metazoa, Platyhelminthes, Trematoda, Strigeidida, Schistosomatidae.